Messenger RNA from Mizuhopecten yessoensis (Yesso scallop), 1773 nucleotides. RefSeq lists its product as uncharacterized. The record is from RefSeq and is a predicted model, not a curated record. The transcript has a single exon. Bases 7 to 936 code for a protein of 309 amino acids. Lineage: Eukaryota; Metazoa; Mollusca; Bivalvia; Pectinida; Pectinidae.
UCCACCAUGGCUGGUCUGUGUAUAAAGUGCUGUCGGUCCGUUAAGCACCUGCCUACAAGGUUGAUCUGUGUCCUGAUCAUACUCCUACAGGCGGCCGGCCUAGACUACUACCUCGUCACUUACAAAAACCUCAACUGGGCAGGCUGGGCGGCUGCUGACAUUGUCAUCCUCCUCCUCCUCCUCAUCACCUUCUACUUUGGCUACAGAUUUCACCGUCAACAGAAGGCUUCCGGAGGAGAGGAUGAAGAAGACAUAGAACUUCACACACGUGCCGGUGUUGUGACCUGGUUUGUUUAUGCAGCAGUUUUAUGUUUCAAAGUGUCUUAUGCAUUUAAAGAUUUUUCACACAAGUUGGAUGAAAGUGAUUUCUUUGGACCGAAUACUCUUAAAACGACCAUAGCGUUAGCUGGAAUAGUGUUUCUGAUUCUACUCACCACGCUACACGACGCAAAGCCAGGUUCUAGCAGGCGAAAGUACAUUGAUGAGCUGACAGGAACUGUCAUAUUCGACAUUUUGGAUUGUGUAGACAGCAUGGAGAUCUUAUUCGACGAAGAAGCACGGCGUAGUAUUUUACCAAGUCUGGAUGAUACUAUCAUAGGCAUUGCAUGUAUAAACUUUUUGUUGCCAACAAUUCCACUGAUAACGUUAUCGAGGACAAAUUUCGGGCAUAAGAAACUAUCGCAGAAGAUGGUGAUUCUACAUAAAGUGUUGCUGGCGUUCGUUGUGAAUCUGCCUCUCCUGAUCACCCGUAUGGUGAUAUGGCAUGGCAUGAGUCACGGUAUUUCUAUAUUUUCUUUGAAAAACAUCAUUGUUAUAGGCAUUGUGUCCUAUGACCUUUACGAGACUCACGAGAGUGAAGGCGAUGAACCAACUCAGGGUAGCACGGCUAACAACGUGCCCAGCUAUGGUAUGGAGGAUAGGUAUAACUAUUCGUAGACUAUUUCUCACCUUACAUGCAUGUAGUCCUCGAUGACCUUAUAUUAGAUAAGCCGAACUCCUAUCAUGAGAAUCACACACUAAGUGUUUAUAGUAAUUUUAGUUGGGUGCUAAGUUUGGUAUAUUUUAGUAUAAAUGGAAUACAUGGACGACAUUUUCUUUCCUUGCAUGACAGAUAAAUAUUCAUGUCGCCCUAACGGUUGACAUUCCAUUUAUCUGUCACCCAAAUUGCAUUCAUAUCGAGUGUAUACUGCAUCUGGUAACAGUUCAAUGCUUAAAUGAAUAACAUCACACAUUGCAUCCAUAUGAUCAAGUUAUAGUAUGGGAACGUAGUUUUUAAUUUUCUUGCGUAGUACCGCAUCGGGGAAAUUUCGCUUGUUGGGGAUGAGGAGUAGCAAAUUGUCUGCGAGAAGUAAAUUGAAACGACUCGUAAAAAGUAGAGGUGAAAACGAACAUGAAGAAACUGGGUAUAUUUCCGACAUCUAUAGAUGCUAAUGUCUUGUACUAUCACAUGUGUGCAUCAAAGAAGUAAAUGUGAUCUUAGGUAUUCAAAUGAUAUUAAAUUGAUGAAAGAGGUAACAUUGUAUUAUAUAUGCAGGAAAUAACAUUAGUAAUUCUACAAUGUACUGUCCCUGAAAGGGGCCGCGAUUUGAGAUUAAGGUAAAUAGUACCUUUUGAAAAAAUAAUAGCAGGACUGUUUCACUCGUCCCUAUCUUAUCAGCUAUAUAUUACACCGAUGCAAACCAAAAAUUGUACUAUUUUCUUGUGUAAUAAUAAUAAUAUACAACAUUUGAUAUAGCGCCCUAUCUAGCUAACAUAAGCCACUCUAAAGCGCUU